ACUUGUACUGUAGCUGAUCUCAAAGUCUUCUACUGCUGAGAGAGGCUGUCUUCCUUUCAGAGAACUCACUGUCCUCUAGUUUCAAGUUUAGUUGUAGCUAGUGCAGAACAAACAACUUUAUUGAGCAAUAAUUAUAUAUUACAUUUCUACUACUGAUCUAAAGACAGGCAUGUAUGCCAAAAAGUCAGAUGAACAGGGGCCAAGCAGAGGAAGGUCUUUUGGCUCUGCUUAUGAGGAGAAGCAGCUCAACAAUGAGGUAACAUUCAUUAAAAUUGAUGAGAACCAGGACAACAGGAGCAUCUCCACUGGAAGGCCCACCAGUUCUGAGAAAGGCAUUGCAACUAUCAUAAUUUCACUGAAAGAUGAAGUCGGUGGUCUCAUCAAGGCCCUUAGGCUUUUCCAGGAAAAACAUGUCAACCACGUUCAUAUCGAGUCUCACAAAUCCAGACGAAGGAAAUCAGACUUUGAGAUUUUUGUGGAUUGUGAUGCUGACUACAAACAGCUUAAUGAGCUGACUCAGCUGCUAAGGAAGCAUACUGAUGUUGUUGAGAUUACUCCAUUUGACAACUCCACUCUACCUGAUGAUGAUAUGGCUGGUGUGCCCUGGUUCCCUAAGAAGAUCUCUGAUUUGGAUCUGUGUGCAAACAGGGUUUUGAUGUAUGGCUCUGAAUUAGAUGCAGAUCAUCCGGGAUUUAAAGACAACAUAUACCUUAAAAGAAGAAAAUAUUUUGCUGAUUUGGCGAUAAGCUACAAACAUGGCGAUCCUAUUCUUCGUAUAGACUUCACAACAGAGGAGGUGCAUACCUGGGGCGUGGUGUUCAGGGAGCUCAACAAGCUGUACCUCAGCCAUGCCUGCAAGGAGUAUCUGAAGAACCUCCCUCUGCUGACCAAAUACUGUAACUACAGUGAAGACAACAUCCCCCAGCUGGCAGAUGUCUCACACUUCCUCAACGAGCGCUCAGGCUUCAUUAUUCGGCCAGUAGCAGGGUACCUCUCCCCCAGAGACUUUCUGGCAGGCCUGGCCUUCAGAGUAUUCCACUGCACUCAGUAUGUCCGCCACAGCUCUGAGCCUUUGUAUACACCUGAACCAGACACAUGCCAUGAGCUACUGGGUCACGUUCCUCUGCUAGCUGAGCCCAGCUUCGCGCAAUUCUCUCAGGAGAUUGGUUUAGCAUCGCUGGGAGCUUCAGAUGAUGAUGUACAGAAACUGGCCACAUGUUAUUUCUUCACAGUGGAGUUUGGUCUAUGUAAGCAGGAUGGCAAGCUAAGGGCCUAUGGAGCUGGACUCCUCUCCUCCAUCAGUGAACUCAAGCAUGCUUUGUCUGGCAAGGCCCAUAUCCUUCCAUUUGACCCCAUGGUGACCUGUAAUCAGGAGUGCAUAAUAACUACAUUCCAAGAAGUGUACUUUGUUUCCCAGAGUUUUGAGGAAGCCAAGAACAAAAUGAGGGAGUUUGCCAAGACCAUUCAGCGUCCAUUCACAGUACGGUACAACCCCUACACCCAGAGUGUGGACGUCCUGAAGGACACCAACAGCAUCAAAAGCAUGGUGAAAGACAUCCGGCAUGAGCUGGACAUCGUAGAAGAUGCCCUGAACAGACUCAACAAACACCUGAAAGUCUGAGUGGGGCUUGUCAUGAUGUUCAGAAGAGGCCGGGGAGGAGGGGCACUAGGAUACUGACCUGAACCAAGAUGGUGGUUAGGCUAACCUGCUGUGAUUUGAUCAUCUUGAGUAGAGUUAUAAUCAUACAGUACUUAAUGCCUCCUUUAUGGGACAGGCCUGUCAGCAUUGGCCUCAAGUUAGGCUUGAUGUGGCAAGACGGUUGGGACAGGAUUUGGGUCGAGCUGUGCUGAAAAGCUUACUGAAAUCACUAAUCUCCACGUAAUUACGUAAUUAUGACUGGGAAAGCUCCAACAUAUCCGACUUGGAGCUUAAUACAGAAGUACCUGAAAACCACAUCAGCCUCAAGUAUGUCAUUCAAGGUAAUUAAACCCAGUGGGUUUAAUGGAUAGAGGGCUAUAUCAAUGCAAAUUACUGUAUUUUUAACCCUCACACCACCAACUCUAAAAUCACACAACUGCCUUGAGUUAUCUGAAAGGAAAGCUCUAUUGGUGUUGCUUCUGAGAGCAGUGUUAUAUAAAAAUGUAAUGAUGGGAAACAGUUAAUUAUGAUUUAUGUAAGUUCCUAUGAUAGAAUGGUAAUAACAUAUAUUAAAGUUUUAACUUUGCCACAAUGUGAAGGCUAAUGUCUAAUGCUACCAAUUCACUGUAAUGAUGGAUCCUGGUAUUUAAUGUUUCUGCAUUAAAUACCAGGAUGCUUAUUUGUUUGUACCUUUACUCUGUUAAUGGAGCAUUAUGAGGUGUUGUUGACAGCUGGCAUACCCAAACAGCAAUGGAUUACAAUACCUAGGCCCAGGUGAAAAAGAAAUAUACUUAAAUUGUGCAUUUUUUCAAUGUACUUAUCACAUUUUAAUUGUACUAUACUAAGUGCAUACUAAAUGUUAUUUUGGAACAACUUUAAGUAUUAAGUGUUUAAAAAUGCUUAACCUCAAUUUUAAGCUAAUCGCAAUAUAUUUUAAUGUACUUAGCUGUGUUAAAAUGAAACAACUUUAAGUACCUUUUUGUAAUUGAAAUGUAUUACUUUAAAUUACAUUUAAAAUACCUUUUCCUGUCAUAUUUAAGGUACUCUCAAGUUUCAUAUAAAUAUGUUCCCUCGAAACUUUCAAUAGGAUAUUAACUCAUGUAUUACCACUACACUCCAAGAGCCACUAUUAUAUGUAUAAUAAAAAUAAACUUUUAUAAACCAUUAAACAAUGACUAGCUCAUUAUUACAGCAUUAAAAAUAUACUAAAAAUGCCCCUUUAGUACAAUAAAAAGCAGUAAAAAAUUAAAAAUUUAAACCAACACACACACAGAAAACUAGAACAACAGAUAAUGUAUAUCUUGUAUAUAUUAGACAAAAAUAAAUUCCCUGUGUACAUUAUGGAGUACAGCAUAUAACAAAUAAAAUAAAUUCAGUGAAAUGGUAAGGCAGAGCUACUUUAAACAGAACAGAUUUUCAAAGAGGUAUGCAUCACAUUGCAAUUUACUGAUUUUCAAAUUUGCAGAAAUAAAUAAAGUGCAUUUUCUAUUAACUCAAGGUCAGCAUACAAAUGGCUGAACCAAAUACUGAAACUUAAAUGUCACCAUCUUCAUCCUUCCAGUGGGGGGUC
Molecule: messenger RNA, 3209 nt
Organism: Siniperca chuatsi (mandarin fish)
Lineage: Eukaryota; Metazoa; Chordata; Actinopteri; Centrarchiformes; Sinipercidae
Product: tryptophan 5-hydroxylase 1-like
Exons: 11
Coding region: 170-1621 (483 amino acids)
Biological process (GO): serotonin biosynthetic process; aromatic amino acid metabolic process
Cellular component (GO): neuron projection
Molecular function (GO): tryptophan 5-monooxygenase activity; iron ion binding
Source: RefSeq, a predicted model, not a curated record